Messenger RNA from Copidosoma floridanum, 861 nucleotides. RefSeq lists its product as uncharacterized. Lineage: Eukaryota; Metazoa; Arthropoda; Insecta; Hymenoptera; Encyrtidae. The record is from RefSeq and is a predicted model, not a curated record.
AUGGCUAAGUUUUUCGUGUUGCUGUCGGCUCUGCUGUCCCUCGGGGCUGCGAGCCCAAUAACCGUGCCGUCCCAGUCGGACAACUUUCAUCACAGCCAACAACUUCUCGUCCCCAUCUUCCGGCAGCAGAUCGAGCACUUUUUGCAGCAGCGGCUCGCCGAUCGCUCUGAUCCGCAUCACAAUCAUCAGAAGCGCCAGCACCAGCUGCAACACUUCGAAUCGGACUACAGUAACACGUACGAGGCGACCAACAGCAUCAACCCGGAAGCCGAGGCGUCCAGCCAGGAGCAGCAGCAGCAACAGGGUUCCCACCAAUUUAUAAACCAACAGCACCAGCCGCAUGACUAUUCGGCCUUUACGAAUUUCCAUAGCGAGAACCAGCAGAACCAGGACCAACAAGAUCUCGACGUUGGUGGCAACAACGAGGCGGAGCUGGGUGAUUUUGGGGGUAGGCACGGCUUACUCGCCAACAGACCGCACUACGUGCAGAGCGAGCCCGUGUCCAAGCACGUACAAGUUUCAAACCCGGUGGUCGUGCCAGUUUACAAGAAAAUCGGAGUCCCAGUGUUUCACCCUGUGAGGAUCCCAGUAUUUCGCCCAGUAACCGUUGGUGUACCUCAGCCUUAUCCAAUUUUAGUUCCAAUGAUUCAUCCAGUCCCUUACGAGGUAAUCAAAACAAUUGUGAAGACCGUUGAAAAAAAAGUUCCAACGCCAAUAGAGAAGAUUAUCCCCGUUGCAUCUGAGAAACCAGUUCCAUUUGAAGUGAUCAAACAUGUACCUAUGUUUUACGAGCAGAAAAUUCCUAUUAAGAUUCCAGUUUAUAAAACAAUUCAUCAUAAAAUAAUUGAUUCAAGAAAAUAA